GCCGGAGGCCCGGCUGCCGAGGCCCCUGCGGAUCCCGCUGCUGUCGGGUCCCUGCUGGGAAGAUGUUCUAUCACAUCUCCCUGGAGCACGAGAUCCUGCUGCACCCGCGCUACUUCGGCCCCAACCUGCUCAACACGGUAAAGCAGAAGCUUUUCACCGAGGUGGAGGGGACCUGCACCGGCAAGUACGGCUUUGUAAUUGCUGUCACCACCAUUGACAAUAUUGGUGCUGGUGUGAUCCAGCCAGGCCGAGGCUUUGUCCUUUAUCCGGUUAAGUACAAGGCCAUUGUUUUCCGGCCCUUUAAAGGGGAGGUCGUGGAUGCUGUCGUCACUCAAGUCAACAAGGUUGGGCUCUUCACAGAAAUUGGACCCAUGUCCUGCUUCAUCUCUCGACAUUCCAUCCCGUCAGAGAUGGAGUUUGACCCCAACUCCAACCCCCCGUGUUACAAGACAAUGGAUGAGGACAUUGUGAUUCAGCAGGAUGAUGAGAUCCGCUUGAAGAUUGUGGGGACUCGUGUGGACAAGAAUGACAUUUUUGCUAUUGGCUCUCUGAUGGACGAUUACUUGGGGCUUGUGAGCUGAGCGCCGGGGCCCCCUGCUCUGUUUGGUCCUUAUCUAGGAGAUGUGACGGUCACGCUCCUCAUGUUGUCCAGAGGCCUAGUCUGGCUGCUGUAGGGAGGCAAAGAAGGUUCAUUGUCCCCGGAAAACAUCUGGUUCUUCUUGCUGCUUAGCAGCCACCCCCUCCCCAGAUUUUCGACUGUGCAUUCUAACCAUAAAAGGUCCUUUUUCUCAUGGAA
Odobenus rosmarus divergens (Pacific walrus) is the source of this 796-nucleotide messenger RNA. RefSeq names its product polymerase (RNA) II (DNA directed) polypeptide G (gene POLR2G). The transcript has 8 exons. The record is from RefSeq and is a predicted model, not a curated record. Gene Ontology annotation, molecular function: single-stranded DNA binding; single-stranded RNA binding; translation initiation factor binding. Lineage: Eukaryota; Metazoa; Chordata; Mammalia; Carnivora; Odobenidae. Gene Ontology annotation, cellular component: P-body; RNA polymerase II, core complex. The coding region runs from base 63 to 581 and encodes 172 amino acids. Gene Ontology annotation, biological process: positive regulation of translational initiation; DNA-templated transcription; positive regulation of nuclear-transcribed mRNA poly(A) tail shortening.